AUGUAUUCUGCGAAUACUGCUGCGGCCCUGGUGGCCCUUUUUGCCUUCCAAGGCGUUCAUGCUGCACUCGACGUGACAAGCUCUUCCAACGUUGCUGUUUAUUGGGGUCAAAACUCUUAUGGUCAAGCAUCUGGAGACCUUGCUCAACAAGAUCUUGCUUAUUACUAUGUUAUUAACGGUGAGGGCGAUGCCCCCGAAAUCAACUUCGCUAACUCAGGUGAUUCCUGUACUACUUUUGACGGUACCUCUCUUCUUAAUUGCCCUGCAAUCGCGGAAGAUAUAGUCACUUGCCAGGGCCUUGGAAAGACUAUUCUCCUUUCAAUUGGUGGCGCUACUUAUAGCGAGGGAGGAUUUACUAGCGAGGCAGCCGCUAUCGCUGGCGCUAAGAUGAUCUGGGAAACCUUUGGACCAGUUUCCACCAACACCUCGAUCAAUCGUCCCUUCGGCGACUCAGUGGUCGAUGGAUUCGAUUUCGACUUUGAGUCUACUGUUGAAAACAUGCCUGCUUUCGCCAACGAGCUGCGUAACUUGUUCGCUGAAGACACCUCUAAGACAUACUACCUGACCGCCGCACCUCAAUGUCCCUACCCAGAUGCCGCCGACAACCCAAUGCUUGACGGCGCUGUCUACUUCGAUGCCAUUUGGGUUCAGUUCUACAACAACUACUGUGGCGUCAACUACUUCACCGCCGGCUCCACCACGCAGGCCGAUUUCAACUUCGACAGUUGGAAUACCUGGGCCACUACUAUCUCUCUCAACCCCGAUGUAAAGGUCUUCCUCGGUAUCCCCGGUGGCAGCACUGCGGCUGGAACUGGAUAUGAGUCGGCAUCAACCAUCGCUUCAAUCGUUGAUUUCAUUGUUGAGGAAGGAUACACAAGCUUUGGUGGUAUUAUGAUGUGGGACGCUAGUCAGAUUUAUGCCAAUGACGAUUUCCUCUCUAGCAUUGCAUCUAGCUUGGGAACCUCGUCUGCUGGCACCACUUCCAACAGCAAGAUCACUGCUACUACCAGCACCGCUGUUGAGGCUACCACCCUUUCCCCAGCGACGAUGACUACUUCUUCCACCGCCUCAAGCUCCAUCAGCACUACUGAUAUUGUCAAGGUGACCACUACCGCCGUCCCCACUACGUUAUCAACCUUACGGAAGACUGGUACUACCGUCACUAUUAAAACCACAAAAACGUGGAUGAAAGUUCCGAAGUCUGCCCCGUCUCUGGAGGAACUUGCGUAA
This is a messenger RNA of Penicillium longicatenatum, 1230 nucleotides long. Its product is annotated as glycoside hydrolase family 18 protein. Gene Ontology annotation, cellular component: extracellular region. Gene Ontology annotation, molecular function: chitinase activity. The record is from RefSeq and is a predicted model, not a curated record. NCBI's taxonomy places the organism in Eukaryota, Fungi, Ascomycota, Eurotiomycetes, Eurotiales, Aspergillaceae. The coding region runs from base 1 to 1230 and encodes 409 amino acids. Gene Ontology annotation, biological process: carbohydrate metabolic process. The transcript is spliced from 4 exons.